Odocoileus virginianus texanus is the source of this 2580-nucleotide messenger RNA. NCBI's taxonomy places the organism in Eukaryota, Metazoa, Chordata, Mammalia, Artiodactyla, Cervidae. The record is from RefSeq and is a predicted model, not a curated record.
GCCGCGAGCCCUAUCCGCCCGUGUCUCCGCCCCCUAAAGCCGCCAUCUCCAUGGUGACCGAUGCCCGGUCACCCCUUUGGCCUCAUGCCCGGAGUUUCAUCAUUGUCUGCGCCGGAAGCGAGCCUCCGUAGGCCGGAAGCGGGCCUCCCCGCGCCGGUGAUCUGUAAAGACGCCCGUCUGGGCGGGCGCAAACGACGUUGGCCCAGGGCCCCGGCCUGGGUCGGACGGCGAAACUGACGGACCUGUGCCGGUCCCAGUGACGAUGGCGGUAUUUCACGACGAGGUGGAGAUCGAGGACUUCCAAUACGACGAGGACUCGGAGACCUACUUCUACCCCUGCCCGUGUGGGGAUAACUUCUGCAUCACCAAGGAAGAUUUGGAGAACGGGGAAGACGUGGCAACGUGCCCUAGCUGCUCUCUCAUUAUAAAAGUGAUUUAUGACAAGGAUCAGUUCACGUGUGGAGAGACAGUCCCAGCCCCUUCCACCAGCAAAGAACUAGUUAAAUGCUGAAGAAGACUUUUAGGUUCUAAAACCUGAACUUGGGGAACAAGGCAAGCUGGAAAAGUCUAACGCAGAGUCACUGGCUUCUUCACGGGGACAAUCAUUUUGUGGUUUGCUGUUCAUGAGAGUCGAUUCUUUCCAUCGGGCACCAAGUUUAUCUCCGGUUGAAUAAGCAAGUCCACCACAUGACAUACCUGGAUUUUGUGCUUAAACUUUGAACUGGAAGUGUUUCCAUCCAAACAUAAAAGAAGAUAAUUUGAAAUCAGUGCUUUUUUCCCUCGGUUUUAUUUUUAUAUCUUUAUGACUUCGUUAUCUGACCACAGCAUCAUCUACCUCAAAGCAUUAGGUUUCUUUAACUUAAAGAUUUUUAUUUUGGUCGCUUAUGAAGAUUUUUAAAAUCAGCCCUUUGCAGUUUAACCUCAGCUUUGCUGCUGUAAACUAAAGGAAGUCAGUUGCCUCUGAUCCAUUGGGACUGCACCUUCUACUCCCUCACCGCGCUGACCUUCAUCAGGGAUCUGUGUUCUGUUAAAUAUGCCAUUUCAUUAUGCUUCAUAUACUGGGUCCUGGUCGUGGUGCAAAGAAAAAAUAUGCUGAGCUCACAAAGUUAGUGAGUUAACAAGAAAAGUCAAAAAACAAAAUGGUCAAAGAACAUGGACUUUGCUUAUCAAUAUUCUGUGUUUUCCUUGAAAAUCAGGACAUGAUGAAAAAUAGCCAAAGGAAGUGAAUCUGGUAACAGAAUGAGAGGAGUAAAUUAUGCCUACUUAGUUAUUUAAUUAAAUGCUUGAGUGGUUUUGUGAGAUAAGUGCAACUAAUAUUUCUGUAUCUGUGUUUUUGGGUGUGUAUUUGUUUUUCAAUAAGGCUAAUGAAAUUUCACUCUAGAUGGGGGUUAACGUCAAGUCUUCAUGGUUGGUGGCUGAGCUUUCCCCACUACACACCUUUGUGUGUACAUAAAAUUAACUGAUGUCUGGUGGGUUGUUGUGGAAUUGGCUCCUGCAAUUAAUGAGAAAAAUAGCUUGCCAGAAUGUGAGCAUUUUAUCACUAAUAAAUGUGCUGUACACUCACUGGGGGUUUAGAUUAAAACAGGCCAGUGACCUUUUUUCUCCUGCCAAUAGCGUGGCUAUGAGAAGCCAUUAGACUGAGAAGUAAAUCGCCAAAAAUUGCAUGCCAGAACUGCUUGGUAGGUUAUAUAAAGUGUACAGCGUGUUCUUGAUGUGUUGAGAAAUCACUGUCAGGGACACUGACACCCCAGAAGUCAUCCACAGUUGCUUUGAAACCAGUGAUGGCUCAAGUGAACAGAGCAGGGUGUGUGCUAACUGUUGGGGCUGAAUUGCAAAGAGAAAAAGACUGUCUCACACUCAGAUCUGAUGGUUUUGUAGAUACUGAUAACCGAUGAUGAAUUUCAAAUAAGAACAGACAUCUUUAAUGUUACUUCUGCUGUGAGCAUAAGAGCAGGAAGAAAAGGUGCCCAAAUCCAAAUGUCCCAGGUGACAAGCCAAUGGCACUGAUGACCAGUGAUAUUCAAGAAUGUGAUCACAGGCAUGAUUUCAUUCCCAAAAGCAACUGAGUCACUACAUCUGUUAACCACAAAGAACACAUCAGGAUUUAAUCCUAUGUUAAGCAGAAAGUAAAACCAGGGUCUUGCAGAUAUGACUAGAGUUCUGUGGUGUCCCUUGCUUAGCUUCACAGACAUUUCGGAGCCCCUCUGAGGACUGAUUUGUAAUCCAGGCUCUGUCACCUGCUAGCUUUGUAAUCUUUGGCAAGACAAGUGGGUUCCUCAUCUGUUAAAAUCAGGAGACUGAAUCGGGAUUUCUAAAUUCAGUACUAUAAUUUCAGGCUUCGUCAUUUGCAGGUGCUGGAAUGGUCAUCGAAACCUUUCUAAACACUAAAGAUGACUUACAGAGAAGGACACUCCAUUCUUCAGUAACUCCACAUCAGAGGAUUCUGCAUAUACUUGAGUGUACACAUUCAGAAACCCUUUUCUUGGAAAGCACCCAACAUUUUUGAUAACUGUACAUACUAAUUUAUUAAUAGUUUAAACUGUACUAGCAUGCCAAAUAAAGUCAGAUUAUUCACAUCCA